Guyanagaster necrorhizus is the source of this 2211-nucleotide messenger RNA. RefSeq names its product peroxisomal copper amine oxidase. NCBI's taxonomy places the organism in Eukaryota, Fungi, Basidiomycota, Agaricomycetes, Agaricales, Physalacriaceae. Bases 1 to 2211 code for a protein of 736 amino acids. Gene Ontology annotation, biological process: amine metabolic process. The record is from RefSeq and is a predicted model, not a curated record. The transcript is spliced from 12 exons. Gene Ontology annotation, molecular function: copper ion binding; primary methylamine oxidase activity; quinone binding.
AUGGCUCCAACUGUAAUCCCCAGUACCGCAACCGAAGUCCAGAGUUCUCCUCAUGUCAUUCCGAUAGAGUUCAAGCAUCCUUUAGAUCCAUUGACCCCUGACGAAAUUGCGGCUGUUUCUUUCACUGUUCGCAGUCAUGUCGCCAGCAAGACUGAGAUCAAGGCAAUCAAGUUCAUCACCUGCAGUCUCCUUCCAGCGCCUAAGAAGGCGGUCCUUGCUUAUCUCGGCAUUCCGCUGACUCCGGGAGGAAAGCCAGAGCCGCUUACCCCCAUUGUUAGGAAGGCUGAAGUCGAUGUACGUGCUUCGGUCCGUUCCUUAUCGCAUUCGUACAAUGUCAUUCUCGCUCUCGGCCACGGGAAGUGGAGUAUUCAGACCUUUGAACGUCUUCAGGAAGGCGUACAGCCCCAGAUCUCAGUUGAAGAACUCAUCGCCUGCGAGAAGGUCGUGAAGAAUGAUCCUAGAGUCCAGCAAUUGGCAAAGGAAGUCGGUGUUCUUCCCGAGCAAAUAUUCUGCGACGGAUGGGCCAUUGGCUACGACGAACGCUUCCCUCACACUCGUCGCGUUCAGCAGGCUUUUGUGUUUGCAAGAUAUUCGGAGCAUGAAAACCUGUAUGCCCAUCCCUUGGACUUUAUUCCCGUCAUUGAUUCAAAUACCGACAAAGUAAUCCAUAUUGAUUUUCCUUAUCAAUAUAAGUCCUCUGAUGAGGGUGGCGCUCUCAGCGCCUCAAGUACCAAAUUCCCCGAGCUUUCCGAAGACUCAUUUGCGGUAUCAAAUAGACCUCGUAUUCCUCCUCCCCAAAGGCGAUUUGAUUUCCUUCCGGAUCUCAUGAAGGAUAACGAAGGGGGUUACAAGCCUAGAGAUGACAUUAAGCCUCUGCACACCGUGCAACCUGAGGGCGUUAGCUUUAAGAUGAACGGUCACGAGUUGGAAUGGCAAGAUUGGAAGAUGCACAUCUCAUUUACACAUCGUGAAGGUAUCGCCCUUUCAACUAUCACUUAUAAUGACAACGGCGAAAUUCGACCAAUCCUGUAUCGUUUGUCAUUGGCCGAGAUGGUUGUACCGUAUGGAGCUCCGGAAUACCCUCAUCCCAGAAAAUUUGCCUUUGAUUCAGGUGAGUAUGGGAUGGGAACGAUGGCGAACGAAUUAUCAUUAGGAUGUGAUUGUGUUGGUCAGAUUCAUUAUCUGCCUGGCUCGUACGUCGCACAUGAUGGGAGUGCAAUCGUAGUAAAGAACGUCAUUUGCAUCCACGAGGAGGACAGUGGUGUGCUAUGGAAGCAUACUGACUACCGCCCGGGUGGCCGUGGACAAACCGUCCGUCGCCGUCGUUUAGUCGUCAGCAUGGUCUGCACGCUCGCUAACUACGAGUAUAUCUGGAAUUAUCAGUUCUACCAGGAUGGUACCAUUGAACUUGAAGUCCGCCUAACGGGUAUUCUCCAGGUCUACAUCGCUCAAGAUGGCGAGAAGAGCAAAUACGGAACCCUCGUCGCACCAAAUGUCAACGCCCAGUAUCACCAGCACCUCUUCUCCAUCCGUGUCGACCCCAUGAUCGACGGUAUCAACAACACCGUCAUCGAAUCCGACGUCUUCCCUAUCCCUGAUGCAGAGACCGGCUCUGCGGAGAACUUUGCCGGGAACGGGUUCCUCACGCAGGAAACUGUGUUGAAGAAAGAGGCUGCGAGGCCGUAUGACUGGGAGAAGGAGCGGAGGUGGAGGAUCGUCAAUACCGCGAGGAAGCAUUAUAGCAGCGGGAAGGACGUCGGGUACGUUGUCGGUAUGAAGGGUGGAAUCACGCCUAUGUUUGCCAGGAAGAACAGCUGGGCGCUGAAGAGGGCUGCCUUUUGUAAUUAUCCCAUCUGGGUGUGCAAGGACGUCGAAGAUGAGCAGGGUAGUAGGAUGUGGCCUGCGGGUAAGUUCGUGCCGCAGACAAGGGGCAGUCCGGCGGACGCAAUCGAUUCUUGGGUCAGGGGGGAGCAGAACAUUGAAAAUGAAGAUAUUUUGGUCUUUCUCACUGUCGGAACGACACAUAUCCCCCGUCCGGAAGAUUGGCCUGUGAUGCCCGUGGAGCACUUGAGUGUUACGCUAAAACCUCAAUCGUUCUUCACGAUGAAUCCAAGUAUGAACGUUCCUGGUACUCGGGAUCCGAAAAGUGUUGCCGCCUUCUCUCAAGACUCGUUUAAUCAUGAAGGCCAGUCAAAUUGUCAUUGUAACUAA